GUCGGGCAAGGUCAAGGUGUUAUACGGAUCAUGGAAUUUGGGAGUGCGAUGUCGGGUGGCUAUCGGCGCGAUUUGGCGUAUUGGCAAGGAAUCGCAAAAGAUUUCUUACUUCCCGAUGCCAAAGAUGUUAUGUCCUUGACCAUGUGGAAAGACACAGAAUCGACGAGCUUCGUCGUUACGGAGUCCACGUUCCCUCGCUUCUUCAUGUCCUAUUUCAACUCGGGCUUGUUGCGAGUGGCUUUGAAUCUUGGGGGGGUUCGCGAAACUAGUCAAAGCGCUUACGAGGGUAAAGUGAACUCGGAGGAGACUUCAUGGGUCUUCACUUUCACCACUGGUUACGUGGUGACACUCCGUGGGCCUCUCUUUGUGGAUCUUGUCGCUCGCCCUACCGACGAUAGCGAAAAAUAUUCGCUCCGAUUUCGUCGCAUUAAGUUUAACACUUCGCAGGUGGACAAGCAUCUGGAUAUCAAACAGAUCCUCGGUGCUCGGCGGGAUGGGGAUCCAUUCUCGCCUCGAUUCCAACAUCAUUCAUAUCUAACAAAUGGCAGUCUGGAAGGUGGUAGCUCAAAUGUUUCUGUAUCAUCGACCCCAGGAGAGGAGGUUCGCGAUGAUGAUCCGUCCCAGACAAAACUUCCUGGCGACAAGUGGAUCCUACUGGAGAAAUGCUGGAUUCCUCCCGAUCCUGUCAAUUCGUAUGGUUUCACAAAGGUUACCGAGCGAACUUUGGAUGUAAGGUUGACCUCUGAUCCCUUAAACGGAAACGAUCGCUAA
Molecule: messenger RNA, 771 nt
Organism: Cantharellus anzutake
Lineage: Eukaryota; Fungi; Basidiomycota; Agaricomycetes; Cantharellales; Hydnaceae
Product: LIM-domain binding protein
Exons: 2
Source: RefSeq, a predicted model, not a curated record